Messenger RNA from Naegleria lovaniensis, 4812 nucleotides. RefSeq lists its product as uncharacterized. Bases 1 to 4812 code for a protein of 1603 amino acids. The transcript has a single exon. Gene Ontology annotation, molecular function: protein binding. The record is from RefSeq and is a predicted model, not a curated record. NCBI's taxonomy places the organism in Eukaryota, Heterolobosea, Eutetramitea, Acrasida, Naegleriidae.
AUGGAUCAACGACAACCAACAGAGGAGGAACAACUCAAACAAGAGCAACAAGAGAUGAAAGAGAUUGAGGCUCAAUUAUCUCAGCAACAACCAUCUCAAAAAGAAUAUCCGAGUAUAUGUGUUGUUGAUCACUCAUUCGGUUUUGAAAGUUUAAAAAGAAACAACAUUUGUUUUGUUAAGGAGAAUAUCCUUGUAACAACUGUAGGAAAUACCAUUCAAUUCUUUGAUAUUCGAGACAAACGACAUAGGUGGAUCACUGUGCCAGGAACAGGUGGUCUGGGAGCAGUUGCAGUUCAUCCAUCAAAAAAAUACAUUGCAAUUGGCGAGAAGAGCCGAGAGAAACCUUUGGUCCGAAUUUAUGAAUUCAAAAUAGAAUCAGAUGAUAUUGAUGGAAUUUCAUUGGAGCCAUUUAAAACAUUACGGAAUGGUACUUUGAAGGCUUUUUCUUCUAUAUCUUUUAAUGCUAAAGGUGACAGGUUAGCUACUGUUGGAUCCGAUCCAGAUUAUUUACUGACAAUUUGGAACUGGCAACAAGAAAAGAUUGCUCUACGAUACAAAGCUUUUGGCCAAGAAGUGUUUUCAGUAUCUUUUUCUUCAUCAAAUGAUGGUCAAUUAACUACAAGCGGAACAGGACACAUUAAAUUUUGGAAAAUGGCGAAAACAUUCACAGGGCUGAAGCUAAAAGGACAAAUCGGAAAGUUUGGCAAAGUUGACAUUUCUGACAUUGCCAGUUGUGUUGAGUUGCCUGAUGGAAAGGUUCUUUCAGGGUCAGAAUCUGGGUUUUUAUUGUUAUGGGAUGAAAAUUUGAUUAAGUGCUUGUUUACUAGAGCAAACGAAGAACCUUGCCAUGUUGGAGGAAUAGAAGUUGUGUUUUUUGAUGAAACAUCAAAACAAUUCGUGACAGGAGGAGGAGAUGGUUUUAUCCGAUUUUGGAAUUUUGACAAGAUUGAUUCAGCAGAGCCUGUUGAUACAAAUAAUAUUAUUUGCUUAACGCCAACUAGAGAGGUUAUGAUUGAUGAAGGAGUUUCUAUUAUCACUAUCGUUCGUGAAGGAAAUGUUUGGGUCGUACAAGACUCUAAAGGAGCUUUUUGGAAGGUACAAAUUGACGAAAAUGAGCGUACUAAAAUAUUAAGCUUUCAUGCUGGAGCUAUUACCGGAUUGGCAACAUCUCCAUGUGAUCAUGUUGCGGUCACUGGUGGUGAAGACGGAACAGUUAGAUUGUUUGAUUAUUUCUGGGCCAAAAAAGAGGUUUACUCUUCCAGAUUCUCUUCUGGUGUUUCAAAAUUAAUAUGGAAUCCACCUCAUGUGGAUUUGGAAGGUCUAACUAUCACAGUUGGGUUUAAUGAUGGAUCGUUGAGACUUCUAAAACGAUGCGAAGAUUCCUUUUGUUUGAUGAACGUUGUGAAACCACACAAACAACGAAUUAACGAUUUUUGUUACUCUAACAGCUCUAACUGGCUAGCAACAUGUAGUGACGAUUGCACUAUUUUCUUUUUAAACUCAACCACCUUUGAACCAAUUGGAUAUGCAAAGUUUGAAAAGCCUGCAAAGAGUUUAAUACUAACGUCGAAUAGCAAUGAAUUACUGGUUCUGUUUAAGGACGGUACCAUAGUACGAUUAGAAAGUCCUGAUCCUUCAUCUCUUGAUACAUCCAAAACUUUUGAGUUUAAACCUAUCACGAAACAGGUUAAUUUUUCACAAUUCUUAAAAAAGAUAGAGCCUCCGAAAAAAGUUAAACAAGAUGAGGAUGAAGAGGAAGAAGAGGAAGAGAAAAAAGAAGAAGUUAAAGAGGAAGUACCUGUUGGAAUUUAUUUUGGAACUACAUCUCCUGAAGGAAAUUUACUUAUUAGCUUAGAAAAACCUCAAGGAGUAGUGGAGUAUGAAAAAUCAAUUCUCUCAGAAUACUCAUCAGACAUUGUAUAUCCAACGAGAAUAAUUGGAACUUAUGAGUCUAUUUGCUCAAGCAUUAAGUACUCUUCAUGUGGAAACUACUUGAUUCUUGGCUUUAAGGAUGGGUUUGUGUGCCUCAUGGAUUUACAAGCAGGUACUGAGCACCGUUUCGAAUAUGUGCAUGAUUGCAUGCAAGGAGAAAUAACAACUGCAGCUACAAGCUUUGACGACAGCUAUCUAUUAACUGUUGGACGAGAAGGAUGUUUCUUUUCCCAAAGAAUUCCAAAACAUGAAAGUCAACAAGGUCAAAAACCAGUGCUAACCUUCAAAUCUGAGGAAAAGGAAGUUGAAGAUCUCACAGCCAAUCAAUCUGUGAGCAUUGAAGAAGCGAGAGAGCAAGAAGAGAUCAACAAGAAACAAGAAGAAGCAAGGAAACGAAAAAUGAAAAAACAACAAAUAUUGCAACAGAUCAAAACGAAAUAUAUGGAAUUAUUGAAAGAAAAUGAUAAGAGGGAGCCAGAACUUCGGUUGUCUCGCGAGGAAAUUCAAGUAGAUGUUACACUAAAAGACAAAGUGCUGGAGAGCAACAAACGAUUGCUUGAGGAAACUAGAAAAGAGAUGGAAUGGCAGUCUGCAAAACAUGACAUUGCACUCAAGAAACUUAGAGAUCACUUUAUCGAUUGCUUGGAUGUUGAGAGGAUUGUUUUGCGAGCGUUCAAGAGCGGAAAAAUUGUGACAUCCUUCAAGACAAGAAAAUUAGAUGAAGAUUUGAAAAAAGAAAUUGAAAAAGUGCACCAGCUCAUAAAUGAAGAAAUUCAUCGAAAACGAGCUUUAAGGAAUCAAAUUCAGGACGCUCCACCUCACUUUGAAACUCAUGAUGUAGAGAAUACGCCUCCUUCAGCUACCAAUAAGAAAAAGAAGUUGAAUGGAACAAUGUCCAAUUUUGAAAAGCAGGAAAUUUUGAAAAGAGAAAAUGAAGAAAGGUCGAGAUUGAGAAAAUUAUUGUUAGAAAAGAAGCCUCUUGAUUCGGAUGAAGAUCCCGAAGAAAUUGCAGAGAUUCUCAGGGCUCAACAAAACAUGGGAGACUACAAGCUAAAAACGAACAAUGACUACAUCGUACCUGAUGCUCAACGAGUAACAACAGAGAAAAAGUUAAGACAAAUUACUCUAUUACAAGAAAGUAUGCACACUCUGAGAAUGGUGUUCAAUGUCCGAUUGUUAGGUCUUCGAGAUUUGAAAAUGAGAUUAAUUGAAAAGUUCAGAGGUUACAAUGAAAAGAUACAAGAAAUCAAUAACAAAAUAGGAAUUCAUGAAAAAUUGUAUGAACCAGAGCUGAAUGAUGAAGAAUAUCCAGAAAGACGAGAAAAUAUUACCAUGACUGAGAUUGAAGGUGAAGACCAAGAGAAAGUAGAAGAAAAAGCAAAUUCUGUGUUUUCAGGAGCUUCUAAAAAGUCCAGCGCCAAAACACACCUACACAAGAAUAAGGAAAAGGAUGAAAACGGUAUUCCAAUAUCCAGACUGUCAGAGUUAGAAAUUGCAGAGAAGGAAGCAGAAUAUCAACGGUUGUUGUACGAAAAAAAUAGAUAUUUGAGAAAGCAAGAGAAGCAAAUUGAGAGCUUUGACACUGCCAUAGAAGACCUACGAAGAGAAAAAUUCAAGCUUGAAGGUGACUUGAAAUCUGCAGACUUAAAGCUUUUGCUUUUAUACAGAGAGUUGAAGAUUUUACGUGACUAUGAGACGAAGGAUAUACAAAAAAUUCAAGAGCUCCUUGCCAAGAAACAAGAAAAGAUUGCCAUUCAAGCACAAAUCUCUGAAUGCCAAGAAUUACUUAGACAGAAGAAAAAGGAAGUACAACAAAUCAAAAAGCAAAAGUAUUUAAUUCAAGAGUUCAACAGUCUCGUUCCACAAAACCAUGCAGCGUACUCUGAGCUAUGGAAAUUGUUUACUGGUAAUGAUCAUGAUGACGAUGAUGAAAAUCUAUCCGAUGUUGAUUCCACAACAGGAGAUAGGAAGGAUAAAAUACCUCAAGGAUGCAGUGAAGAAUUAUAUCAUCAAGUGUUUGAUCUGAAGGUUCGAAGAAUCGAACAAGAAAAGGCACUGAAUGCAAUAGACAAGGCCGCCAAGAGCAUCAAGACCAAACGUGAGGGCUUCCAAAAAAUUGAAGCUAACAUUAUUAAGGAUCUCAACAAAAUUGAGGACACCAUUCGAGAGACACAAAGGGAAAAGCAACACAAAAUUAAUGACUUGGAAACCAUUGUCGUUCUCAAAUUCAACCAAAUUCAAUCCUUAGUGCAAAACAAAAUUCCUGCAGAUUUGUCUGAUCAAAUUGUGUUCACAAACAAGUCACUGCAAGGUUUAUUUGCAAGAAUUCGAGAGCUGUCAGAAGAACGAAAGAUUCUACGAAGGAAAUAUAUGGAACUACAAAAAACUCAACGAACCAUGCUUAAAGAACAAAAAAUAUUGGAAGAAAAAUUCCAAAGUGAAAAAGACAAAGUCCGUGAGGUGCAAAUGCUAAAGUUUGGAAGAGAAAUUAACUUGGAGGAAAUGGAAAAUGCAAAAAUUGAUUUAGAGGCUGAAGAGCUCAAGUCUGAAUUAAAUUUGAGAGAGCAAGAAUCAUCAAGAAUUCAGAAGGAAUGGGAUAACAAAAUUACAGAGUACAAACAAACCAUGAUUAAGAUUACCUCAGAGAAUACUCAACUUCUCACUAGAAUUUCUGAGCUGAAAGCCAAGCAGCAAGAAUUAGAGCACUAUUUGAACCUUGCACAAAAUACUGUCAUUGAAAGAAUGGAAAGAGCCAUUACAACAACAAAGGAUAACACUACACAGUAUAAGCAACUCAUCAACGAACAGAAUUCAAAGAUUGAAAGUGUUAAGAAUGACAUUGCGAUGUUGACGUUUAAGGCAUCUUCUAUGGGAUACUAG